Messenger RNA from Exophiala aquamarina CBS 119918, 1551 nucleotides. RefSeq lists its product as uncharacterized. Lineage: Eukaryota; Fungi; Ascomycota; Eurotiomycetes; Chaetothyriales; Herpotrichiellaceae. The coding region runs from base 1 to 1551 and encodes 516 amino acids. Gene Ontology annotation, molecular function: protein serine/threonine phosphatase activity. The transcript is spliced from 2 exons. The record is from RefSeq and is a predicted model, not a curated record.
AUGAACUCCCUCAACCUCAUCUCGUCCCGAGUCAUCGGCCAAGCUCAACCUUCUCGGCCACGAUCGCAUUCUCAAGGCGAUCUCCUACAAAAGGACUAUUCCGACGAAGCUCCAAGAGGGAGAACUUAUAGUGAAGAGCAUGUUCCCCAGACCAAAAAGGAGUCCACUUCUCAAUUCCCACUCUUCAACCACGACUCCGCUACACCCGACGAUGAAGCGCCUGUAAAGAAUGAGGACGACCAGGAGGAUGAAAAGACCCCCUUGCUCCAGCUACACGAACGAAAGCCUGCCUCUAAAUGGGACAAUGGAUGGAGGGGUUACGUGAAGAGAUUGGCAGAUGUCAUUACCGCCAUCCUCGCCGCCAUUGGAGCUCCCGUUGUCUAUAUUGCCAGGUGUUUCAGAACUCAAGACGGAAGAUUUUCAAUUGUUCCACGCCCACCGCGAACAGAUCGCUCAUCAUUGAGUGGUACGACCAAGACCAUUGGACUGUCAAGCGCCGCCAAAGACCCUACCUGGUCCUCUGAGAAGCCCGGGAAGCCGACCAAUCGUCCUCUGCUGGAUGCAAAACUACAUCACUCUUAUUCGAGUGAUUCCUUGAACACUCUGAGCUCCGAUUCCGAUAAUGAUACACACAAGGCCGGUCAGGGUCAAGGUCAACCCAAGGUCAAGAAAGAAAAAGACCUGCGCCAGGAGUCUGAAACUCGGAGAUCUUCAAUAAGAAUCAAGGAACAAAAUGAUGCCGUCAAGCGUCGCAAGCAGAAAAAAGCGACUAGUCCACUUGGUGACGCCACUCCCCUGACCGUUGACACUAUCAAGUCUCCAAGGUCUCCCUCACCUUCAUUACGAAUAACUAGGUACCCUCAUGCCCCUCAGCCUCCACGUCCUUUGAUCCCUAGACGUCAACCGUCGUAUUCCAACCUGAUUCCUCGCUCCCCUGGCCGAGGUGCACUUCUACAACAAAAGACACUGGUUCUCGACCUUGACGAGACGUUAAUUCAUUCCCUCGCCAAAGGUGGCCGCAUGUCUUCUGGCCACAUGGUCGAAGUGAAAUUGAAUACGCCCGUGGCUCUCUCCGCCCCACAACCUGGCCAGGCUACACCCGUCAUUGGACCUCACCAUCCCAUUCUAUAUUAUGUACACAAACGACCACAUUGCGAUGAAUUUCUCCGAAAAGUGUCGAAAUGGUUCAAAUUGGUGGUAUUUACAGCAUCUGUGCAAGAAUAUGCGGAUCCGGUGAUUGACUGGCUGGAAGUUGAACGUAAGCAUUUUGUGGGGAGGUACUAUCGACAGCAUUGCACAUUUCGCAAUGGUGCCUAUAUCAAGGACCUGAGCAGCAUUGAGCCUGAUCUGAGCAAGGUGAUUAUUCUGGACAACAGUCCCGUCAGCUAUAUUUUCCAUGAAGAUAAUGCGAUUCCGAUUGAAGGAUGGAUCAACGAUCCAACUGAUAAUGAUUUGCUUCAUUUAAUACCCCUGUUAGAGGCGCUGCAGUAUGUGACGGAUGUUAGAGCCCUGUUGGCACUGCGGAGAGGAGAGGCAGAGGUCAUUUCGUAG